Molecule: messenger RNA, 1186 nt
Organism: Aphis gossypii (cotton aphid)
Lineage: Eukaryota; Metazoa; Arthropoda; Insecta; Hemiptera; Aphididae
Product: pro-resilin-like
Exons: 3
Coding region: 154-882 (242 amino acids)
Cellular component (GO): extracellular matrix
Source: RefSeq, a predicted model, not a curated record
UGCAAUCAAAGUAAAUCAUUUGUGAUAGUGCCGUCGAACGGGAAAAAUACCAACUCCGUUGCUGUUUAUAACUAUUCCAGUGUGCGUAUCUACCGUCUACUUCGUGUAAAUUUUUUAUACUUUUCACACUUUAAUAUUAUCGACCACACUACCAUGAGCCAACAAAAGGCCGUUGUUAUUCUUCUUUUGAAUGUGUUUUUAACAUCAUUCGUCUGUGCCCAAUACGGUAGUCCCGUUGGCAACAGCAACCCUGGAUAUGGUGGUACAGGCUCAAGUGCUGUACCAUCAGGAGAUUAUGGACACAAAGGCCAAAAUCCCAUUGGAGGAGGUAGCGGAUCAGAUGGAAAUUCAGAGCCCGAGCCGUUCAACUUCGCUUAUCAAGUAAAAGAUGCACCCACCAACACAGACUUUAAGCACGAAGCAAACAGUGAUGGCAAACGUGUGACCGGAGCGUACAGCGUACUUUUGCCUGACGGACGUAAUCAAAUAGUGACCUACACAGCCGACGAAAAUGGAUACAACGCCAAGGUCAACUACGAAGGUGAAGCAAAACCACAACCAGCUCAACCCGGCAGCCAAGGAGGUUAUCCAUCCGCACCAGGUUUCCCAUCUGCUGCUCCUAGUUAUCCUUCUGCUGCCCCGGGUUAUCCGUCCGCAUCGGGUUUCCCUUCUGCUGCUCCUAGUUAUCCUUCUGCUGCCCCUAGUUAUCCAUCUUCUGCCCCUGGUGGUUAUCCAUCUUCUGCCCCUGGUGGUUAUCCAUCUGCUGCCCCUGGUGGCUAUCCAUCUGCUGCCCCUGGUGGUUAUCCUUCAUCUGCCCCGAGUUACCCAUCCGGUGUUAAGGGAUCGUACGCCGCACCUCAACCCAAAAACGGAGGAUAUUAAUAAAUAUAUACCUCUGUAACGUUUAUUAUUACCUAUGUUUAUUUUGAUGAUUCAUUUUUUAUAUUUUAAGCGGUUUUAUCGCCCUUGUACCUACUUAUUAUGUAUUUACAUUAUUUUUAUUUUUCAAAAAUGGCCAAAAUAAGCUAUACACUAUACAGUGGUCAUCGGCCGAAUUAUAACGAACAAAAUAUAUUAAAUGCUACAAAUUAUUUAUAGAUGUAUUCCGUAUUUUGACUAAAAAUAGUUACUUACUUUAAAUUAUUUUAUUAUUUUAUAACUAAUAAAAAUAUUGUUUUUUAUAAAA